CUUCUUGCGAUUAAAUAGGCAAAUCAGGAUUUGUAGAAGAAGCCUUGAGAUCAAAGAGAGAGAGAGAGAGAGUGACACAGGAUAGUCUGUGAGCAUCUCUUUUUUUUUUUUUUUAAGUAGAUUGGGUUGUUCGAAGAUGCCGUAUUGAAUCGGCGAACAAAUUUUUCCAAUUGAAUUUUGUAAUCUCUCAUCUGUGUGUCGGUGGCUGCUGCUAUGGAGCCCAGUUCCGGCUUGGUUGCUGGAUCCUACCGGAGAAACGAGCUUGUUCGGAUCCGACAUGAAUCUGACGGAGGGACCAAACCUUUGAAGAAUACCAAUGGCCAGAUUUGUCAGAUCUGUGGUGAUGAUGUUGGACUAGCUGAAACUGGGGAUGUUUUUGUCGCUUGUAAUGAAUGUGCUUUCCCUGUGUGUCGACCUUGCUAUGAGUACGAGAGGAAAGAUGGAACUCAGUGCUGCCCGCAAUGCAAGACUAGAUACAGACGACACAGGGGGAGUACUCGUGUUGAAGGAGAUGAAGAUGAGGAUGACGUUGAUGAUAUCGAGAAUGAGUUCAAUUACGCCCAAGGAGCUAACAAGGCCAGACACCAACGCCAUGGCGAAGAGUUUUCUUCUUCCUCUAGACAUGAAUCUCAACCAAUUCCUCUUCUCACUCAUGGCCAUGCGGUUUCUGGGGAGAUUCGCACGCCUGAUACACAAUCCGUGCGAACUACAUCAGGUCCUUUGGGUCCUUCUGACAGGAAUGCUAUUUCAUCUCCAUAUAUUGACCCACGGCAACCUGUCCCUGUAAGAAUUGUGGAUCCGUCAAAAGACUUAAACUCUUAUGGGCUUGGAAAUGUUGACUGGAAAGAAAGAGUUGAAGGCUGGAAGCUGAAGCAGGAGAAGAGUAUGUUACAGAUGACUGGUAAAUACCAUGAAGGGAAAGGAGGAGAAAUCGAAGGGACUGGUUCCAAUGGCGAAGAACUCCAAAUGGCUGAUGAUAAACGGCUUCCUAUGAGCCGUGUGGUGCCUAUCCCAUCUUCUCGCCUAACCCCUUAUCGGGUUGUGAUCAUUCUCCGGCUUAUCAUCUUGUGUUUCUUCUUGCAAUAUCGUACAACUCACCCUGUGAAAAAUGCAUAUCCUUUGUGGUUGACCUCGGUUAUCUGUGAGAUCUGGUUUGCAUUUUCUUGGCUUCUUGAUCAGUUUCCCAAAUGGUACCCCAUUAACAGGGAGACAUAUCUUGACCGUCUCACUAUAAGAUAUGAUCGAGAUGGUGAACCAUCACAGCUCGUUCCUGUUGAUGUAUUUGUUAGUACAGUGGACCCAUUGAAAGAGCCUCCACUUGUUACAGCGAACACAGUUCUCUCGAUUCUUGCUGUGGACUAUCCGGUAGAUAAAGUAGCUUGCUAUGUUUCAGAUGAUGGUGCAGCUAUGCUUUCCUUCGAAUCCCUAUCUGAAACCGCUGAGUUUGCAAAGAAAUGGGUACCAUUUUGCAAGAAAUUCAACAUUGAACCUAGGGCCCCUGAAUUUUAUUUUGCCCAGAAGAUAGAUUACUUGAAGGACAAGAUCCAACCUUCUUUUGUUAAAGAGAGACGAGCUAUGAAGAGAGAGUAUGAAGAGUUUAAGGUGAGGAUAAAUGCUCUUGUUGCCAAAGCACAGAAAAUCCCUGAAGAAGGCUGGACAAUGCAGGAUGGUACUCCUUGGCCUGGUAACAACACUAGAGAUCAUCCUGGAAUGAUUCAGGUGUUCUUAGGCCAUAGUGGGGGUCUGGAUACCGAUGGAAAUGAGCUGCCUAGACUCAUCUAUGUUUCUCGUGAAAAGCGGCCUGGAUUUCAACACCACAAAAAAGCUGGAGCUAUGAAUGCUUUGAUUCGUGUUUCUGCUGUUCUUACCAAUGGAGCAUAUCUUUUGAAUGUGGAUUGUGAUCAUUACUUCAACAACAGCAAGGCUAUUAAAGAAGCUAUGUGUUUCAUGAUGGACCCUGCUAUUGGUAAGAAGUGCUGCUAUGUCCAGUUCCCACAACGUUUCGACGGUAUUGAUUUCCACGAUCGAUAUGCCAACAGGAAUAUUGUCUUCUUUGAUAUUAACAUGAAGGGGUUGGAUGGUAUCCAAGGUCCAGUAUAUGUGGGUACUGGUUGUUGUUUUAAUAGACAGGCUCUAUAUGGGUAUGAUCCUGUUUUGACGGAGGAAGAUCUAGAACCAAAUAUUAUAGUGAAGAGCUGUUGCGGCUCAAGGAAGAAAGGAAAGAGUAACAAGAAGUAUAACUAUGAAAAGAAGAGAGGCAUCAACAGAAGUGACUCCAAUGCUCCACUUUUCAAUAUGGAAGACAUCGAUGAGGGUUUUGAAGGUUAUGAUGAUGAGAGGUCUAUUCUAAUGUCCCAGAAGAGUGUAGAGAAGCGUUUUGGUCAGUCGCCGGUAUUUAUUGCAGCAACCUUCAUGGAACAAGGCGGCAUUCCACCAACAACUAAUCCUGCUACUCUUCUGAAGGAGGCUAUUCAUGUUAUCAGUUGUGGUUACGAGGACAAGACUGAAUGGGGAAAAGAGAUUGGUUGGAUCUACGGUUCCGUGACGGAAGAUAUUCUUACUGGGUUCAAGAUGCAUGCCCGCGGUUGGAUAUCAGUCUACUGCAAUCCUCCUCGCCCUGCGUUCAAGGGAUCUGCACCAAUCAAUCUUUCUGAUCGUUUGAACCAAGUUCUUCGAUGGGCAUUGGGAUCUAUUGAGAUUCUUCUUAGCAGACAUUGUCCUAUCUGGUAUGGCUACCAUGGAAGGUUGAGACUCUUGGAGAGAAUAGCUUACAUCAACACCAUCGUCUACCCUAUUACAUCCCUCCCUCUUAUCGCGUAUUGUAUCCUUCCGGCUUUUUGCCUUAUCACCGACAGAUUCAUCAUACCCGAGAUAAGCAACUACGCGAGUAUUUGGUUUAUUCUACUCUUUAUCUCAAUUGCUGUGACUGGAAUCCUGGAGCUGAGAUGGAGCGGUGUGAGGGUGUCUCUUAUGCUGUAAACAGCGGGUACCAAUCGUGGGGUCCUCUUUUCGGGAAGCUCUUCUUCGCCUUAUGGGUUAUUGCCCAUCUCUACCCUUUCUUGAAAGGUCUGUUGGGAAGACAGAACCGAACACCAACCAUCGUCAUUGUCUGGUCUGUUCUUCUUGCCUCCAUUUUCUCGUUGCUUUGGGUCAGGAUCAAUCCCUUUGUCGACGCCAAUCCCAAUGCCAACAACUUCAACGGCAAAGGAGGUGUCUUUUAGACCCUUAUUUAUAUACGUGUGUGUGCAUAUAUCGAAAACGUGCAAUGGAACAUUUCAAAAACCCAAAACCCAGUGAACCAGGCUGUUGUGGUGAUUCCAUGUCUAAGUUUAGCUUUAUCUGAAUAGCCAGAGAGUUGUAGAAUUGUUCCGACACUGUUGUGAUGAUUUAUAACUUUCGCAGUGGGGAAAAAAGAUGUGGAAAACCAAAUGAUACAUAGUCUACAAAAGUUCGUUAUUCUUUGUUAUAUUUAUUUUAUUUAAAGCUUGUUAGACUCACACUUCUGUAAUGUUGGAGCUUUGCUGUUGUCCCAAUGGAAUUGGAGUUUUAUUUGUCUAAAAUAUUGGGAGUUUGUAUGCUAA
Messenger RNA from Camelina sativa (false flax), 3581 nucleotides. Lineage: Eukaryota; Viridiplantae; Streptophyta; Magnoliopsida; Brassicales; Brassicaceae. The record is from RefSeq and is a predicted model, not a curated record.